AUGCUGCGGCAGGUUCUGCACAGGGGCUUGAGGACGUGUUUCUCCCGGCUUGGCCACUUCAUUGCCAGUCACCCGGUCUUCUUUGCUUCGGCGCCGGUGCUCAUCUCCAUCCUGCUCGGCGCCAGCUUUAGCCGCUACCAGGUCGAAGAGAGCGUGGAGCACCUGCUGGCGCCCCAGCACAGCCUAGCCAAGAUCGAGCGCAACCUAGUCAACAGCCUCUUCCCGGUCAACCGCUCCAAGCACCGGCUCUACUCGGACCUGCAGACCCCUGGGCGCUACGGCCGGGUCAUUGUCACCUCCUACCAGAAAGCCAACAUGCUAGACCAGCAUCACACGGACUUGAUCUUAAAGUUGCAUACUGCUGUAACCAAGAUCCAGGUUCCAAGGCCUGGCUUUAACUAUACAUUUGCCCACAUAUGUGUCCUGAAUAAUGAUAAGACUUGCAUUGUGGAUGACAUAGUACAUGUCCUGGAAGAGCUAAAGAAUGCUCGGGCCACCAAUCGGACCAAUUUUGCUAUCACAUAUCCGAUCACUCACUUAAAAGAUGGAAGGGCUGUCUACAAUGGGCACCAACUCGGAGGUGUCACUGUGCACAGCAAGGAUCGGGUGAAAUCUGCAGAGGCCAUUCAGCUCACCUACUAUCUGCAAUCAAUCAACAGUCUCAAUGACAUGGUAGCUGAGAGGUGGGAGUCCAGCUUCUGCGACACUGUCAAACUAUUCCAGAAAUCCAACAGCAAAGUCAAAAUAUACCCGUACACAUCCUCAUCACUGAGGGAAGAUUUCCAGAAGACCAGCCGUGUAUCAGAACGUUACCUGGUCACCAGCCUGAUCCUGGUAGUCACCAUGGCCAUUCUGUGCUGCUCUAUGCAGGACUGUGUCCGCAGCAAACCCUGGUUAGGUCUACUUGGGUUGGUAACCAUAAGCCUAGCCACUCUCACUGCAGCUGGAAUCAUCAAUCUUACUGGUGGAAAAUACAAUUCCACCUUCCUGGGAGUCCCAUUCGUCAUGCUAGGUCAUGGAUUAUACGGGACUUUUGAAAUGUUAUCCUCAUGGAGGAAAACUAGAGAGGACCAACAUGUUAAAGAGCGAACUGCAGAAGUCUAUGCAGACUCCAUGCUCUCCUUCUCUCUCACCACUGCCAUGUACUUGGUCACCUUUGGCAUAGGGGCCAGCCCUUUCACGAACAUCGAGGCAGCCAGGAUUUUCUGCUGCAACUCCUGUAUUGCAAUCCUCUUCAACUACCUCUACGUACUCUCAUUUUAUGGUUCCAGCCUUGUGUUCACUGGCUACAUAGAAAACAAUUACCAGCAUAGUAUAUUCUGUAGAAAAGUUCCAAAGCCUGAGGUAUUACAGGAGAAGCCAGCAUGGUAUAGGUUUCUUCUGACAGCUAGAUUCAGUGAGGAAACAGCUGAAGGCGAGGAAGCAAACACUUAUGAGAGUCACUUAUUGGUAUGUUUCCUCAAACGCUAUUACUGUGACUGGAUAACCAACACCUAUGUCAAGCCUUUUGUAGUCCUCUUUUACCUUAUUUAUAUUUCCUUUGCCUUAAUGGGCUAUCUGCAGGUCAGUGAAGGGUCAGACCUUAGUAACAUUGUAGCAACUGCAACACAAACCAUUGAGUACACUACUGCCCACCAAAAGUACUUUAACAACUACAGUCCUGUUAUUGGGUUUUAUAUAUAUGAGUCCAUAGAAUAUUGGAACUCUAGUGUCCAAGAAGACGUUCUAGAGUACACUAAGGGUUUUGUGCGGAUAUCCUGGUUUGAAAGCUAUUUAAAUUAUCUUCGGAAACUCAAUGUGUCCACUGACUUGCCUAAGAAAAAUUUCACAGACAUGUUGAGGAAUUCCUUCCUGAAAGCUCCUCAAUUUUCACAUUUUCAAGAGGACAUCAUCUUCUCUAAAAAGUACAAUGAUGAGGUUGAUGUAGUGGCCUCUAGAAUGUUUUUAGUGGCCAAGACUAUGGAAACAAACAGAGAAGAACUCUAUGAUCUCUUGGAGACUCUGAGGAGGCUUUCAGUCACCUCCAAGGUGAAGUUCAUUGUCUUUAAUCCGUCUUUUGUGUACAUGGAUCGAUAUGCCUCCUCUCUGGGAGCCCCCCUGCACAACUCCUGCAUCAGUGCUUUGUUCCUGCUCUUCUUCUCGGCAUUCCUGGUAGCAGAUUCACUGAUUAAUGUCUGGAUCACUCUCACGGUUGUGUCUGUGGAGUUUGGAGUGAUAGGCUUCAUGACAUUAUGGAAAGUCGAACUGGAUUGCAUUUCUGUGCUAUGCUUAAUUUAUGGAAUUAACUACACAAUUGACAACUGUGCUCCACUGUUAUCCACAUUUGUUCUAGGCAAGGAUUUAACAAGAACUAAAUGGGUUAAAAAUGCUCUGGAAGUGCAUGGGGUAGCUAUUUUACAGAGUUACCUCUGUUAUAUUGUUGGUCUAUUUCCUCUUGCAGCUGUGCCUUCAAAUCUGACCUGUACACUGUUCAGGUGCUUGUUUUUAAUAGCAUUUGUCACCUUCUUUCACUGCUUUGCCAUUUUACCUGUGAUACUUACUUUCCUGCCACCCUCUAAGAAAAAAAGGAAAGAGAAGAAAAAUCCUGAAAACCGGGAAGAAAUUGAGUGUGUAGAAAUGGUGGAUAUUGAUAGUACUCGAGUGGUUGACCAAAUUACCACAGUGUGAUAGUGUCUGCUUCAUAUAUUUUCACCCUAGGUCUUAUCAAGAACAAAAGCUUAUGUUGCUGAAACAAAGUCAAAGUUUCUCUGUUUAAAAAACAGAUAAGAAACAGACAUGGGAAAAAAGUAAAAGGUGGGGAUAAUA
Messenger RNA from Apodemus sylvaticus (European woodmouse), 2805 nucleotides. It is a transcript of the gene Ptchd1, whose product is annotated as patched domain containing 1. NCBI's taxonomy places the organism in Eukaryota, Metazoa, Chordata, Mammalia, Rodentia, Muridae. The record is from RefSeq and is a predicted model, not a curated record. The transcript is spliced from 3 exons. The coding region runs from base 1 to 2667 and encodes 888 amino acids. Gene Ontology annotation, cellular component: synapse; plasma membrane. Gene Ontology annotation, biological process: chemical synaptic transmission; cognition.